This is a messenger RNA of Arachis ipaensis, 756 nucleotides long. The record is from RefSeq and is a predicted model, not a curated record. NCBI's taxonomy places the organism in Eukaryota, Viridiplantae, Streptophyta, Magnoliopsida, Fabales, Fabaceae.
AUGGAGGAAGAAGUUCAUAAUCAUGUUGGAGAAGGUGCUGGCAACACUCUAAGAAGUGAGGAAACUUUGGAGGAAGAAAUUAGCAGGACAUCAAAGUAUACCCAAGGAGUUCUAAAGGAGAGGUUGGAAGAGAAAGAACAAGGAAUUGACUCUGCACAAAUGAGGGAACCAAUGGGGAAGGAAAUUCUAAAACCUUAUAGGCCAAAAGCACCAUUCCCUCAGAGACUUAGGGGUGGUGAAAAAGAAAAGACGUAUUCUAGGUUCCUAGAUGUAUUUAUAUCUCUUCAUAUCAACAUUCCCUUCAUUGAAGCCCUCCAACAGAUGCCCUCAUAUAUUAAGUGCAUGAAGGAGUUGCUAACCAAGAAGAGUACCUUAAAGGGUGGGCAAACAGUAGUGAUGACUAAGGAGAGCAGUGCCCUCAUCCAGAAGGAUUUGCCCACAAAGAAGAAAGAUCCAGGGAGUUUUCACAUCCCUUGCACUAUAGGGGAUACAAUGAUUGACAGAGGGUUUUGUGAUCUUGGAGCGAGUAUAAAUCUAAUGCCUCUGUCGCUCAUGAAGAAGCUACAAAUCAAUGAGUUAAAAUCCACAGAUAUAACUCUUCAACUGGCUAACAAGACCAAAAAACAAGCACUAGGAGUGGUUGAAAAUGUGCUGGUCAAGGUACGAAUUAUGAGAAAACGUUUAGUUCGGAAAGCUUUUGACAUGAUUUUAGGGAUAUCUAUGAGUGAUAACAGGGAGGGCUAUGAGAAGUUUUGA